Molecule: messenger RNA, 1164 nt
Organism: Amaranthus tricolor (Joseph's coat)
Lineage: Eukaryota; Viridiplantae; Streptophyta; Magnoliopsida; Caryophyllales; Amaranthaceae
Exons: 3
Coding region: 163-885 (240 amino acids)
Biological process (GO): rRNA base methylation
Cellular component (GO): cytoplasm
Molecular function (GO): rRNA (uridine-N3-)-methyltransferase activity
Source: RefSeq, a predicted model, not a curated record
GGUAGUGAAAAUCCUCUUAAUUAUUGAACUGCACUUUACACUACUAUUGUUGACUAAGCGCUGACUGGCCAAUAUAAAGUUCCUGCACAACACAAUUCUCCAGCUUUUUCUCUCUAGUGAUCUUCAAGGUUUUCGAACAGUCUAAAUUGGAUAAGAAAACAAAUGACAAUGCUUAAGACUAGAUCAGAGGAGGAGGUGGUAAUGCUCGUGGACGCGGAGGAGGAAGAGGAAACGGAAUCCGAUGAAGAUGAGAGUGAAAGCGAAGAAAUAUCAAUAAUGCAUUAUGCAUCAUCACAAAAGAUAUUAUUAGUAGGAGAAGGCGAUUUUUCGUUUUCCCUAUGUUUAGCCCGAACAUUCGGGACAUCGUACAACAUAGUCACUACAUCUCUUGAUUCUCUUGAGAUGUUAGGAAAGAAAUACAGCAAUGGAGUAGAGAAUGUAAGGGAAUUGGAAGAGCGAGGGUGCAUAGUAAUCCAUGGUGUUGAUGCAACCGAAAUGAGCCAACAUUACUUUCUUUCUACUCAAAGAUUUGAUAGAAUCAUCUAUAACUUCCCUCAUGUUGGGUUUAUGUUCCCCGAAAAUAGUUCGUGUCAAAUCGAGAUGAACAAAAGGCUUGUGACAGAGUUCUUAAGGAAUGCGAAACUACUACUGACGAAAUCAGGAGAAGUACAUGUAAGCCACAAGGAAGGACAGCCCUAUAGCCAGUGGAACUUAGCCAAGAAGGCUGAGACAAUUGGACUUAGAUUCCACCUUAAGGUGCCUUUUCGGAGGGCGGACUACCCUGGAUACUCGAACAAGCGUGCUGAUGGUUUCUUCGCGGAUGAGUCCUUCCCGUUGUUCCCUGCUUCCACCUUCAUCUUUCACCUUGAUGACAUCUCUGCUUGAGACUUAUGUCUCCAAAAAUGGUUUUCUGCGAUGCAGGUUUCCGUUGUCCUUGAUGAGGUUGUUUGUACCUUCUGGACGAUGCAGCUCUGGAUCGAGCCAAAGGACGCAAUUUUCUUUUCUUUUCUAUUUCUUAUCGACUGUACAAGAUGGGAUUUGAUCAUUUGCAUGAGCAGACACUAAUCUUAUUUGAAAUAUUGUUGAAUGUAUAUAGAUCAUUGAUCAUUGACCAUAUUAUCUCAACUUAUCAUAACCACAAAAUCAAUCUCUCUUCUUACGUAA